Mirounga angustirostris (Northern elephant seal) is the source of this 6539-nucleotide messenger RNA. It is a transcript of the gene MED28, whose product is annotated as mediator complex subunit 28. The transcript has 4 exons. The record is from RefSeq and is a predicted model, not a curated record. NCBI's taxonomy places the organism in Eukaryota, Metazoa, Chordata, Mammalia, Carnivora, Phocidae. Gene Ontology annotation, cellular component: mediator complex. The coding region runs from base 37 to 564 and encodes 175 amino acids.
GCAGCCGCAGCCGGCCUCUUGCGCGCCAUCCCAGAAAUGGCGGCUCCGCUGGGGGGUAUGUUCUCCGGGCAGCCACCUGGACACCCCGGGGACUCCAGGGGCCAAGCUUCGCUUCUUCAGGCCGCGCCAGGCCCUCCGAGAACUUCUAACAGUACCUUGGUGGACGAGUUGGAGUCAUCUUUUGAGGCUUGCUUUGCUUCUCUUGUGAGUCAGGACUACGUCAAUGGCACGGAUCAGGAAGAAAUUAGGACUGGUGUUGAUCAGUGUAUCCAGAAAUUUCUGGAUAUUGCGAGACAGACGGAAUGUUUUUUCCUACAAAAAAGAUUGCAGUUAUCUGUCCAGAAACCAGAGCAAGUUAUCAAAGAGGAUGUCUCAGAACUAAGGAAUGAAUUACAGCGGAAAGAUGCUCUAGUCCAGAAGCACUUGACAAAACUGAGACAUUGGCAGCAGGUGCUGGAAGACAUCAACGUCCAGCACAAAAAGCCAGCCGAAAUCCCUCAGGGCUCCUUGGCCUACCUCGAGCAGGCAUCUGCUAAUAUCCCUGCACCAAUGAAGCAAACCUGAGUCAGAGCUGGCCUGAAGGUGAUCUGGUGUGUGAGUCAGUCUAAACACGGUGACAAACAUCACUUCUUGUGGACAUGACAUUUUGGAAGAACUCUUUGCCAAAGAAUGAUGAUUUUUGUUGAUGAUCUCACCUCAAAUUUUCCCCUUAUUUUAUUUUAUUUUUUUAAAGAUUUUAUUUAUUUAUUUGAGAGAGAGAAUGAGAGACAGAGAGCACGAGAGGGAGGAGGGUCAGAGGGAAAAGCAGACCCCCUGGACUCCAGGAUCAUGACCUGAGCCGAAGGCAGUCGCUUAACCGACUGAGCCACCCAGGCGCCCCUCCCCUUAUUUUUAUAAGCGUUAUUUCUUGAGUACUUUAUAAAAUGCCUAUAUAGUUUUGGUAAAUCAAGUAAAUUUUCCUGUUUUUAGCAAAGUUUAGACUGGUAGUGUGAUGCUACUUACAGAUUUCCUUUUCAUGUUUCUUUUUUCUGUUUGUAUUUUUUUGUUGUUUUUGUAUGACUUAAUCUCUUUGUGUUCCAGUUUUAGAUUAGCUUGUAUGAUCUGAUCUAAGAAUCAGAGGAUGAGGAGUUUGGUGGUGGGCCUUUUAUGACAAUUAUCCCUAGGUGGUAGUGCAGAAAAUAGGUAAAUUUGCAUGUUUCAAAACUUUAAAUUACUUCAAGAAGAAGACUCUAAUACAGUGAUGUUUGUAAUGCAUCCGGAGCUCUUAGAAUGAGGAUAUUUUGUAAAUACGUUGAAAGGAUUAUAAUAUCCUAAGUUAGUGUAGUAAUAAUAUAGUAGGAUCCUUACGUUGAUUUUGACUUUUAUUUGGGCUAAGCUUAUAUUUUGUGUGGUGUUUUUUCACUUUUUGGAGCGGAGGUGUGUAGUAAGAGCAGUGAUAAGCUAAGUUUUGUUACGUUCUGCAGUGAUGAAUCAGCGUAAGUAAGGGGACAGACCUUGUUUUCAGCAUGGCACUUGCGUACGUGCAGUAUGAGAAGUUAAAGCUUGCCAUGAUCAUCUUUUCAUUUUGAGUUUUGUUCGCUUGUGUCGUUUUUGUUUCUGGUUUUUUGUAGCAGAAUUUUCAUUAAGGAUGAUUCUUGCUAAUGAAUAGUUGAUUCCAAGGGACUGGGGCCUCUGGGUGGGGAGUGGGCUGCAGGGUGACCCUCAGUGAACUCCCCAUCCUCAAAAAUCAUGGGAGCCUCAGCUUUUUGGGGGAAGACAUUUUACCCUCUUGUUGGUUACACGGGCCAAUGAGAUUCUCUGUUGAGCUGCCCUUGAGAAGUGCAGAAGGGCAUUGCGCAUGGUGCUCCCUAGGUGGGAUUUUCCUUUCUCUGUUGUUUACCAGUCUCUUAUCAGAUUACAUCUCCUAACCCAAAACAAAUGCUCUAUUGUUUUCUAAAUAGGCAGUACUUCUGCAAGUCAGGUGUCCUGACUUGUUUUGUUUUCUUCAGCCUUGAAGGCUCCUCCCUCCAUAACAGUGACAUCAUCCAUUCAUGGUUGUUUGGCCUGGAUGCCACCUGGUCCCUGAAGUCUCUGCACACUUUCUCUGCUGCACCCUGAGGACACAGGACUUCCCCUCUCUUUGCCAGCCUUGCUUGAUUCUCCCUGGGGGUUAGUGAUUUGUAUCCGUCUCUGUGCCCCUCAUGAGAAGGAGGCAUUGUUCCCCUCUGAAUGUACAGUGACCACAUAUUAUUUAUCUUUUAUGCAUAAUACUUACUGCUCAUUUUUGUUUGUGUGCAUGUGUGUGGGGUACCCAGCCUGGGGCCAACCCCUCAGUACAGAUUAAACAAAGCUUUUAAAAGUAUGACUUCAAGGUUGUUAACCUGGCCACCUCAUACCAAUUAGAAGCUCUGAUUGGCGGGAUUAAGUUUUAGGCAGUCUUGCAGUAAUAGAGGUUCUUACUGAAAAGAUUGGGAACUAUUUUGUUUGGUGCUCAGUGAAAAUAUUUUGAAUUCAUGUAAGGACCAAUUACUGCCAUUUAUUUUUUCAAAAGUUUUCUGUCAAAUAAAUAGCAGUUUUUCAGUCUUACCUGUUUGUAAAUAUCUUUUUCCUUUUAAUGACCUCUUAAUUGUUGAUGAACAUAGAAAACCCUCUGAGCUGCUGUCUCCUUCAGUGAAAAAAUAAGAAACCAUCAGCUGGGAUUUCCCUUACUUUUCCACUCCCAGAAUGACAAACCUACCCACCUCUUCAGGGUAUCCUUUUUUUCCUUGCUGUUCCAUCUCCCGAAGUGCCUACCUUUCCACCAGUGUCCAGGGUCCCAGGUUAGUUGCCUUCUUUAGGCUUAAUCCUUGGGUGGUGUUCGUCCCCUGCAUCGCCUGUCUACUGGAUCAUUCCCUCCAGCUCACAGAAUUCUUCAUCUCCCAACUUCAGCAUUUCCCUCGGCGCUUGAGCUGCUGCCCUGUCUCCCGGCCCCUCGUUCACAGUCUCUAGCGUGUCUCCUCUCCCUUCCUUCUCCUCCAGGCUGCCCCCCCCACUACCAUCACUGUGCUGUUAUGGUUACUAGCCACUUUGCUGGUGCUAAGUUGAAUGGAUACUUAAUCUUUUUUACUUGAAUUCAUUCUCUUUGAUUCAUCUUUCCUUUUUUACCCAGCUUCUCAAUAUUAACAUUUCUGAGUGUUUGGUCCUGGAGCCCUGGAGGCUGUAGUGGAGUGCUGCUCAGUUCUCCCUUCAAGAGAGUCACUAUGGGGGGAGUACAGUUACCAAAGCUCCGCCUUCGGGGCUCUGCCGCAGGGUUCCCAGAGACCUCCAGUUAAUGUCUUGUAAUUUUAAGUGUGUCUUGGGAUGUAGCUCCUGGAGGACCUGACUGACAUGGAUGUUAGUGGACAUGGUCUGAGAGAGCCAGCAGUAGGAUGGGGUUUGGGGACUGGCUCAUGUACUGUCCGACUGGCAAAAAAGACCCGUGGUGGUACAGUUACCAGUGGCCCAGGUGCUGAAGAUUCCACCAGUGGUGCCUCAGGGAAACCUCCCAGUGGAAGGAAACAUUGCCAGCGCAAGGAUCAAACACUGGAAGGUAAAAGGGAACACUGUAUACAAGAACAGUGGAGUUGGCUGGUUAUCCCCUCACCAUCUUGACUCCCCCUGGAGGAAUAAUGACAAACUACCGGUACUUAACAAAUAGUCAACAGCCACCCUGAGUGCCUGGGGCAUCUUUGAUGAUCUCCUGCUGGGGGACAACAGAUAGUUGAGCUAGUAGGAGGUAAUAAAUCAAAAAUAAUAUUGCAGGGCCGGCGCUUGGGUGGCUCAGUUAAGAGGCUGACUUUUGAUUUUGGCUCAGGUCAUGAUUUCAGGGUCGUGAGAUUGAGCCCCACGUCAGGCUCCACACUCAGUGGGAACUCAGUAGGGAGUCUGCUGGAGAUUGUCUCUCCCCCUCCCCCUCCUCCCUGUCUUUCUCCCUCUGCUCACAUGUGCGCGCUGUCUCUCAAAUAUUCAGAAUAAUAACAAUAAUAAUAAUAUUGCACCCCUAAGGUGAUGGUGGAGAUUAGUGCUACCAUAAGAAAUCUAAAGGUUGCAGGGAGAGUGGUUCCCUAACAAAGCUCCAUUUAAUUUCCCAACCUUACCCUUGCAGAAUCCAGAUGGAUCCUGGAGAAUGAGUGUAGAGACCAAGUAACCUCAAGUGCAACUACUGUGUUGGAUAUUACAUGAUGCUAGAGCAGCUGAUAAGGGCUGAAGUACAAGAUAGCAGCCAUUUCUUGGGCGAGUUCAUUCUUUCCCACCCUAAUUAAGAAACACUUUACAGCACAGCAAUCUUCCUUUCCAGUUUUGCUCCAGCAAUGUUAGCCCUUUCUUCUGUCAUAAUAGGGCCUACCGAAAUUUAUCACCAAAUCUUGCUGUUUCUUCCUCCUGACUCAAUCCUGAAUCAGCUCAUUUCUCUUCAUCUCCACUGUUCUCCCCAGGCCAUCACCGUCACAUCUGGACCACUUGCUCUUGAGAGAUUGAUGGAAUCAGAUUAUGUACAUAAAAACCGGAAGAAUGUUUUAUCUCUCAAGUGAGUUUCUUUGUCAGCAUUACCUAGGGUAUGGUAGGGUAUGGAGAGGUAGGAUUUUAGUCACAGUUAGUGAAGGUGUAAACUUGGUAGAAACUUUCUAGAUGAUAAUCUCGUUAUGUCAGAAAGCUUAAGCGUGUAUCCUUUGACGCUUUACUUCACUCCAUUUAAGGAAUAUGUCCUAAAGAAAUAAAUGGUAGAAGCAUGCACAGAUUUAGUUAAGAAAGAUGUAAUCAUUGCAGGGUAGAAUCUUGAAAUUGAACCAUCUUUCACUCACCUGCACCAAGAAAGAAAUCAAGCAGAUGUAAAGUCUCAGUAAAAUUCUGUCCCUGCAGCUGGUGUCCUGCUGAGUUAAAGGACAGUCGUACAAAGUGCAGCUACUUUGCUAGUCAUCAGGAGUUGCAGUGUUAGAAAAAGGUUUCAGUAAACAGAACUAUCCGUACAUAUUUUUUAAAACACAAAAUGCAGGCAUAAUCCUACAAUGCUCACCUUAAGCAGGAAACAAGAUAACUAAAAAAAAAUGUGAUACUGGGGCCCCUGGGUGGCUCAGUCGCUUAAGCAUCUCCCUUCAGCUCAGGUCAUGAACCUCGGUCCUGGGAUCGAACCCCGACUUGGGCUCCUUGUUCAGCGGGGAGCCUGCUUCUCCCUCUCUCCCUGCCCCGCCCCCCCACUUGUGCUCUCUCACGCUCUCUUCCUCUCUCAAAUAAAUAAAAAUCUUUUUUUUAAAAGUGUGAUACUGAAAAUGGCAUGUUACAUUGGUAACAUAUUGUCAUUUAAGAAAUUAUAGGGCCAUGUGUUUUGAUUAGAUAGUGAUUUUACCUUUGAAUUGUGAAUUGUAAUUGCAUUUCUCUCAAAAUGAUGUAUGGAAGCAGCUACUUUUUAUUUGAAGAUGAUCUAAUUGAGGUUAAUGUGAACUUCUAUUUCCAAGCUCCAUCUUCAUCUAAUUUCACCAUUCUUUGGGAAAAUAAUACAAGUCACAGCCAUUUUUUAUUGCCCAGUUGUUUAAAGUUUUAUUCAAAGAGCAGGGUUUGACAGUGCAUAGAAUAAACAACUGUUUAUGGCCACCUGUGGGGCCAGCACCAAAGGACUGAGAACAUAUUUUGCCCAAAUUGUAUUGAGUCUUGUCAAAUCACACUGCUCUGUAAGAAUGUCAGACAAUUCAGUGUGGACUGACAGGUCAGCACUGUGAAUGGCCAGUCCCGAUUCCCUUUAAUGUACUGAGCAUCCAUGCAAUGGGGAAGCAAUGCACCAUGAGGCAAAGGGCCCAAGCCCAAAGACUACAGGUUCAGUAGGUCUUUGACUUCAUAGAAUACUCUAGAAACCUUGACAAGUGACCAAAUUGAAACUACAAUCAUUGAAACUGAGAUGGAUGAUGGGGCGAGGCUCAGUUAUUCACAGAAAUAUACUGGCAGUGGUUAAUUCCAGUUCAUGAUUGGUAUCAUUACUCAUAAUAUUUUGCUUAAUUCUUGCAAAGCCCCUUUUGAGGUAGGUGUUAUCCCCUCUGUAGUCUGCUUCAUGUUCUGGAGCUAUGAAGUCAAAGCAUUCAAUCCAAGUAUGCCAAGGUUUCCUAUAGUCCACUCCUAGUUUUGCGUCGUUUUUUUAAUUGGCUUUCAUGAGUAUUUUGAACUUUGUUUUACUCUUCUUCCUACUGAGGUUGAAUGUGCAUUUUGGAAUUAUGUCAUUUACAUAGAAAUACUUUUCAAGUGGAGAUGACUAGCAUUCUAAGGAAAAACGAACCACUUUUCGAGUAGACCAUGGAAAUCACAAAGCCUGGUAUUCCAUAAAGUGGAAUGAAAUCUUCUGGAUACUAGAAAUACAAUGUGAAGGUUAUCAGCAACAUUAAUAACAUUUUCCUAUGGGUGACUUUUGAUAACACUUUUUUGUUGUUGUUUUUUGUUUGUUUGGUUUUUAACCUUAAUGGCAAGAAUUUUUUUUAAGCACUGGUGUCACAAUGAAAUAGUAUGAAAUGUUAAGGCCAAAAUUUGUUUUGGCUAUUAUAUAUAAAUCAUAUCAUAAGCAA